AACAGCUCAUAUAAGCCGAACUCAUCCGCCGAUUGUCAAUCCUCAUACUCGUGUAUCUAACAGCAAAAGGAAAGGGGUCUUCAUUCAUCCAAAACUAUAUCUGCAUUGGAGCCUGUGAUUCCAUUACGAGUCAGGUUUUCCAUCUUGUUGCGGAGAGCUAAUUUCAAGCAACAUCAACAUUAGGAAAAUUCAGUGACCAUGUUGAGACAGCUAUCCGAUAGAAACCAAAGGACCAGGACCUUCGAGCCAAGACACGUGACUCUCGUAUGUCUCCUCCUCCUCCUCCUUGUAAUCUGCUUUGGGUUGCUUUAUGAAGUGAAGCCAUCUUCCCUCAAGAACCGUCACCGCGAGAUCUCGCCGUUCGGGAGGAAGGAGCUGCGUCUUCCAGUCACGGGCCGAGCUUCGAGGAGUGAUAAAAUAGAAGAGAAGGAAGAGGGAGCGGGAGGAAAGAGAGGAGAAAUCGAUGAGCUCCAAGAGAGCAAGGUCGACGAAGAAGAUAGUGAGGUUGGAGACGAUGAGAUAGACUUUGCGAGUGAUGGAGAGGUAGAGGAAGAGGAGGAAGAGUUGGAGGAGAUGGAUGAUUUGGUCAACGAAGAAGAAGGAUUGGAGGAGGAGGAAGAUGUAGAGCGAGAGGUGGACGGGAUGGGAAAGCAAAUAGAUGGUCCAAGCCGUGCCAUGGAGGAACGUGCUUCAAGUGAAGGAGAAAAGAGCUCUCUCUAAGUUCCGAUGAUUGGUUUUCAAGUUCCCAGUUUCCAACUUCUGUUUUUCCAUGUGUUUGUCUAACCGUAGUUUCACUUGUAUAUAGACUUAAACACCUUGUAGCUUUCAUACUCUAAUCUCUCGUACGCAAUCGUCAAGAGAUUAGAUCCUAGAACCCUAAUCAGGAUGUUCAUGGGUUCGUGAUGACGAUUACGGUCCGGAAAUUCGAAUUACCCUUAGGGUCUUGAAACUCAAAUCGUGAUAGCAAUUUCAAUUUCAUGUACUUGCAUACUUUUGCCGGUGGUCAAAGAUACCUGUGGUACUCUUUGAGAUUGCCGAGGAGAGUCGAGGCAAUCUUGGAAAGUAUUACAAUGGGAGAGAUAGAGGUGGGGGCGUGACUGUGAUGGAGUUGCGAAAUGACCUUUUGAACCAUUGAAUGGUACGGAUACUACUUUUAAUUUUUCAAAAAGUAAGGUCGUGGUGUUCAUACCA
Syzygium oleosum is the source of this 1191-nucleotide messenger RNA. RefSeq lists its product as uncharacterized. The transcript is spliced from 2 exons. The coding region runs from base 199 to 720 and encodes 173 amino acids. The record is from RefSeq and is a predicted model, not a curated record. NCBI's taxonomy places the organism in Eukaryota, Viridiplantae, Streptophyta, Magnoliopsida, Myrtales, Myrtaceae.